Messenger RNA from Microthlaspi erraticum, 987 nucleotides. Lineage: Eukaryota; Viridiplantae; Streptophyta; Magnoliopsida; Brassicales; Brassicaceae. The record is from the annotation of a GenBank genome assembly.
AUGAUGAUUAAUCUUCUCAAGGGAGUAAUCACCAAACUAAUUGGACCAGCUCAAGCGAGUUUUAUCCCGGAGAAACUAAGUGCGGAUAAUAUUGUGAUUGUACAAGAAGCGAUACAUUCAAUGAGGCGAAAGAAGGGGAAGCGAGGGUGGAUGCUUCUUAAGCUGGAUUUGGAGAAGGCAUACGACAUAAUCAGGUGGGACUUUCUGGAGGACACUCUUAUCGCAGCCGGACUAUCAGCGGACUGGGUCAGGUGGAUACUUCAGUGUGUUGCUGGCCUGUCGAUGCACGUCUUGUGGAAUGGGGAAAAGACAAGAGCUUUCCAGCCGGCCAGAGGACUUCGUCAGGGAGAUCCGCUAUCACCAUACCUAUUUGUUCUAUGUAUGGAGCGACUUUGCGAGCUUAUUGAACACUCAGUUGAGUCAAAAAUGUGGAAACCAAUUAGUCUCUCCAGGGGUGGACCGAAAUUGAGUCAUAUUUGCUUUGCCGACGACUUGAUUCUCUUCGCUGAAGCGUCAGUAGCUCAGGUAAGAGUGGUACGGAGGGUGUUGGCGAAGUUUUGCCUUGCCUCAGGACAAAAGGUGAGCCUUGCCAAGUCGAAGAUCUAUUUCUCGGCGAAUGUUCCUCGAGAUGCAAGAGAUCUGAUUAGCGAAGCAAGUGGGAUACAGCAGACAUGUGAUAUGGGAAAAUAUCUUGGCAUGCCGGUUCUACAGAAGCGGAUCAACAAGGAAACGUUCGGGGAUGUUGUAUCUAGAGUGACAUCGCGAAUGGCUGGAUGGAAGAGUAGGGUGUUAAGCACGGUAGGGAGACUCACACUUACGAAAGCGGUGAUCUCGUUGAUCCCAGUCCACUCGAUGGGUACGAUCCUCUUACCAAAGUCAACUCUUGGUAAGUUGGAUCAAUUGUCGAGAUCGUUUCUCUGGGGCAGUCACAUUGGGGAAAGGAAACAAUACUUAGUGGCCUGGAAAAGGGUGUGUGCACCAAAAUAG